Bactrocera latifrons is the source of this 5383-nucleotide messenger RNA. Its product is annotated as protein folded gastrulation. The record is from RefSeq and is a predicted model, not a curated record. The transcript has 3 exons. Lineage: Eukaryota; Metazoa; Arthropoda; Insecta; Diptera; Tephritidae. Bases 1003 to 4539 code for a protein of 1178 amino acids.
CUGCUAAUAAUGAUGCAUUUUCAACACAAACUCAAGCAACUGUAGUUCAGUCAAAAUCGAGAUACCGUUUUGAACGGACGAAAAACACGGGGAUCGUCGCGCAAGCGAAACCAUUUACAAAGAUUAUUGAUAACAACAAAGAAUAAGCUUAUAUAGUCUGGAAAAAAUUAGAAUUCAUUACAAAACAGAAUACAAAAAAGCAAAAGAAAAGUAAUCUAGCUACAUGUACGUGCCUGUUUUAAAAGAAAUAUAUUUCAAUCCUAUUUUUGUGUGUGUGCAACAGUCUACGAAUACAACGUGUUUAGUGUAAAAACGAAAUAUAUAAUAAAAUCCAAUCAAGCACAACCAAAAAACGACGAUAUGCCUAUUUAUUGAAUAUCACCAAUUUAUUACAAAUUCAACGUUAACGAGCGUUAAAUAAGAGAAAUUAAAAAUUCAAUUAAGAAGAAGGAGCAGUAAAAGCUGCAAGUGGAUUUGUGCAAAAGUGUAGAAGUGUUGUUAUAAAGCAGUGAGUGUUAAUCGCAAAGAUCGACCGAUCGGCGUGAAUAUUUGCAUUUCGAAAUUUCAAGUGCGAAAUUGUGUCAAAUUUGGAAAUAGCAAGCGAUUUGCGGCUUUGUGUGCUUAAGCUAGAGCAAAACAAAGUUGAAAAUAUUGUGACCUUAAAACGAAAAAUCGGUAAGCAGCACGAAGUCCAGAAAUAAUAACAGUUGUUGCGUUUUUUUCGCAAGCAAAUUUGUUUUUGAAGCAUACAACUUAUUAAAGCAAACGCUGGCAGCUGUUAAAGUCCGCACAAACAACAACAACAUUUAUUAGCUUUAAUUGGCAGCUGAUUAAACCUACAGAUCAGGCAACUUUCAAGAAACAACUUUAACGAGACCAACAACAACAUAUAAGCGGUUACAACGAGUUAAGCGACGCUGCCGCAAUAUAUGAGAUAUUUAAAUGAGCUGCAAAAACAACGGCGCGCAGUUAUAGCGACACCGCAGCUAAUCCACACAUGCCAUGAUUACCAGAAUACAAGCAGCACAAGCAGCAGCAAGCAGAGUAAUAACAACAACACCUACAUGUAACGGAUCUAAGUCAAGAGCAAUGCAAUAUCACACGAAAACAGCAAAUUCAACGACCAUAACAACAACGACAACUAAAGCUGGUCAGAUGCAAAAACACAUGACAGCAAACACGCUGGACGCUACGAUGAUGAUGGCAGCGACGGCGACGACGAGAGCAAGACGCGCUGCAACAACAUUGCGUCAUUGUAGCAUGGCCGCUUUGCAGGUGUUGAUGCUGGUGUGCGCCUUGCCACCGCCCUUGCAACCGUUGCGCUUGUCGACGCAGCGGUGGGCAGGCGCCGUCGAGGCGUUGCCGAUUACCUCGAAGCCCAUCGAGGGCACCGCUGAAAAUCUGGCUUGGCAGGAGUGGCUCAUGUUGCCAGCCGAACAGAAGCAGUUGGAGAAAUCGCGUAAAGUCACACCGAAAUCGAUAUUUUCGCUGCCGUUUCGCGAUUGUCCGCCCGGCCAUCAGCUCUUCCAGUCACGCUGCAUACCAACCGUAAACAUCAAUCAGAGCGACUUGCUCACACAGCAGGUGUUAGGCUUGUUCGGCGGCAGCAAUGCGGGCGCCGACACAGCAUACGAAAUCGAUUACGGUGACGAGGAGUACGAUUUGGGUUUGGGUGAAGGCGAACCGGUGAUGAUGUACGAAGCGCCGCCACAGCCCUUCAACGGUGGCCUUACUGUGGGCGCUAGCAACGCACAGCAACCGCCGGCGCGUGAUGAGCCAUUGAAAUUCAAUCUGUUUCAGCAAAAAUUUCCAACCAACGAUUAUGAAGCGGAUAUGAGCAGUGGCGCAAUGGAGGGUAGCGGCGCUGCGCGACCAUUGACUGAAUUGCUAGCCACGAAUGGUGCGAAAGGUGAGCGCGCUGACGUGGUCGGCAAUGACAAUGAUGCUGGCGCAACACUUUUCAACUCAACACAGUUUUUGGAUGCGGUGCAAGGAUUUUUUCAACGCAAUGUUGCAACAGCGCAGAGCGAAAGCAAUGCAACAAUAGCCGCGAAGACCGACAGUAAUGCCAACAUCACGGACCACAAUACGCGCGCUGUGAAUGGCAGUCAAGUGAUGGCUGAUUUGUCUGCGGCGGACGACGGCAAUGUGCCGGCAUUCGCAGACGGCGAUAUCGAUGCGAUUAUAUUGCCGGCCGUGGGCGCAGGCACCACAGCGAAAACGGUUGGUGGUUAUGCUGGUGGCGACCUUGAACCGCAGCGCAUAUCACUGUUCAAGGAUGACAGCAGUGUACACCUGGUUACAACGGUAAUUGCGCAGCCAGCCAGUGUUGACCGCGCAGGCGGCGCGGAAGAGGACGCGGUGGCAGGCGAUUUGGUGGCAGCGGCACAACAACAAGAGAAUAGCAUAGCGCAAUUUUUACGCGCCGAUGCGCUCUUGCCCUUGAGCAGUGUAGCGCCUUACAUUACAACAACAACCACAACAACAACGACAACCACGGCACGUACUCUAUAUACACAUGAUGCCGGUCAUGCAACAAAAACGUCGUCAAUGAGCGCCAAAGAUGAGCACCCACGCAGCGUGACGGCGCAAAAGGCGUCGACGGCAGCAAACGAUACCGACGCGCAGGAAACGAGUUUCAUAACCACAACCGAGCCUGAGGGCACUACGAACUUUCAAAUCGACGAAACUACCGUGAUAGAGGCGCAAGGUGCUGACGCCGUGGCCGCGGAGAGCAACCUCUCGCUUUUGCAGACCAUUGCGCAGCAACAACAAUUGGAGCUUGAAAAAUCGAAAGCCACGGCUGUUGAAGAUGUGCCGUCAACCACGCUGGUGACGGACACAGUCGACGAUGAUGAGACAACAGUUGCAAGCGACAAGACAACAACGGAAACUGAGACAAUAAUUAACGAAACAACAACAGAACAAAAUGCGUCCGAAGAGAGCGUAGUCACAGCAUAUACGACCGUACAACCGUUACCUAGUGUAGACGCAGUGUCAGCCGCAACAACGACGCCGCAAGCAAUCUCAGCUAGUACAUACCGGUUUCGCCACACCCCUACCGUCGUCAACGCAGCCGUCACUCCCAUCCAGUUACCUGCGCGUAGCAGCGCCGCAAAUAAACAAAUCCCCAGUCUUGUCACCACAGUCGUACCGCAGACCGCGAAGAUACUUGCAGCGGGUGAAGAGGCGACAACGCGUGUCAGCGCCGACAGCGCGCUCGUGAAUGAUGUGCCGAGGAGUGGCAACAACACCGACAACGACGACUUAGUGAAUGUUGUCGCCGCCAGCAUCAACAGCGACACCGAUAAUGACAGCAAUAAGUAUAAAAAUGCCGCGGCGCACAAUCACAAUCGGGAUGCGGAGGCCGCGUCAGUGACGCGCGACGUAAAUAUCGCGCAAGAAUUGCGAAUGAUUAAUGAAUUGGUGAAGGGCAAUCGACAAGCGAGCGCGACAAAAAUGGCAGCUACAAAGCCAACAACAAUUGCAGCGACAACAACAACGGCAACAACCACACAAAGUACAACCAUUUUAACGCCGCCAACCGCAAACGCGCCUGAUGAAGAGGUGCAGAAAGCCGCAAGCGCGGCAGAUAACGAACAGCAGGCCAGCGCGGGCGGUGCGGAAGCAGCUGAGCUGGGAGAAGAGGUUGACGCGCCGACUACAACAGCAACAGGAGAAACAGCUACACAAGUGGCUGAUGCGUCCGCAAUGAACGAGUCUUCGUUGCCUGCGGAGAGCAGUAGCGAAAUCGUUGAAACAACAACAAUAACAACAGCAACCGCACAAUCACUCUCGUUGACUAAAAUGGAAAGUGCAAAUCAAAGCGCCGAGUCUGCCACAACAGAAAAAGCGCAACUUAGCGAGUCGUCAAGCAAGAAGCGCACCGGAUUUGAGGCACAUAUGAGCGCAGAACCCGACUAUGAGGCCGAGGCCACGGCGACAGACACAGAAUUUAUGGCCGCUACAACGCUUUGGUCGCGGAUUAUGCCCAUCUUUGGAUUUGGUGCCAGCGCCGUCGUUGCAGACGCAAAUGCACCGGCAAUAACCACGCCAACAACAACAACAACAGAGGUCGCGGAGCACACACCAAUUGGUAGUAUUAGUAGUAACAGUAGCAGUAUCAGUAGUAGUAGUAAAAGUAAAAAUAGUUUAAGUGAAAAAAGUAGCAGUAUGGAGAAAAACAACAAUAACAACAAUAUAAUUAAUAACCAAAAGAGCGAUUUCGUUGCGCCCAGUCGUCGGAAUAGCAAAAUUAUCCGAAUCGAUCACUUUAGUGAUAAUAGCGUAGCGGCAGCAACAGCAGCAACCACAACAAACACAGUAGAAGAUACGGAUACAGCAGCUACAGUAACAAAAACAACAGAUGACUUUGUCAUUGUGCCGGAAGAGCACGAACCCAUGGAGCAGUCGGCCUACUGGUGGUUGCCUGCCAAUUGGCGUCUCAAUCGCGGCACGACGACCGAAGAGCAACCGCUGCUCUUUCGCUUGUGGUCCGCAUUUCCCGAAAGCCAAAUGAAAACCAAAGUUAGCACAUAAUAAUCCCAGUUUGUUGCUUCCCACAGCAAUGUCCACUCGGUAAGGCAUGUCUCGCAUGCACGUACGAAGCGAAGGGAGAUUGUGUGUAAGGAAAUUGACGCAAAGUAUUGGGUUUAGUCAAAUUUUUUAAAUGCUUCGGAGCUUUAAAAGCUGCCGAAAAUUGGAGUCGUGAGAAAUCGGGCCAAGCUGACAUUAGAUGGGGCGGGGUUAGUUUUUCCCAAGAGCACUCGUACAAAUUACAUACACAAACCGCUAGAUAAACAACAACAAUAACAAAGAGAUAAUUAACAUAACGCUUAGUGAAAUAGAGACCAAUGCAAUGAACGUGAAGAAAUAGAAAAUUUUUUAUUAGUUAAAUACAGUUAAACUUGUAGUAGACAAAUUUUACGAGCGCGCGCGGAGAGGGAAUAUUGGAAAAUGCGUAUACGGGGAAGUAGGCAGCGCCGAAGAAUGUGCACAGAAGUUUAGAGAUUCAUUGUGGCGCAGAAGUUGUUAGAAAAUAUGAAAGCUCAUACAAAAGCUUAGGAGCGCGCAGAAUAAGUGUAUGAAAGCUUUGUAGGCGUGGUGGUAGAAACAUUUUUCUUUACUUCAGUUCAAAGCACAUUUGCUAACCACGCUUCUCUGUUCUCUGGCACUCUAGCGCAAGCAAAAGUUCAAAAAGCGAUUUGUGUUGCUCCAGCAAAAAGUGUAAGCUUGAGGUUUGAGUGUUUUAUAUAUUAGAUGGUGCGCAACACUUUAAAUAAAUGUUGAAAGCUCACGCUUCUUCAAAAUUCUUAUAAAAUCCAUAAAUUUUACGAACACUUAAAAGUUUAAAUUACUUGAACUGCAGCUGGAGUAAUAAUAA